GUGUUCCGUGGGACACCCCAGCGUCAUGGACGGCAAGUACACUUCGCUCCCCACACAACAUCAGGACGCACAGUGGUGUCCUCGAAACUUCCUCCACCGGCAUCGUUUGGUCUUCCACGUGGAGCAACGACCAUGCGAGACCCUCCAGGCACUGCCGCAGGAUUUGGCCGAGGCGCUCAGCCAACUCGAUGCGACCGACUCGCUGGACCCCAUGCGCUGGGUG
Durusdinium trenchii is the source of this 223-nucleotide messenger RNA. Lineage: Eukaryota; Dinophyceae; Suessiales; Symbiodiniaceae. The record is from the annotation of a GenBank genome assembly.